This is a messenger RNA of Aspergillus fischeri NRRL 181, 1068 nucleotides long. RefSeq lists its product as uncharacterized. Bases 1 to 1068 code for a protein of 355 amino acids. The record is from RefSeq and is a predicted model, not a curated record. NCBI's taxonomy places the organism in Eukaryota, Fungi, Ascomycota, Eurotiomycetes, Eurotiales, Aspergillaceae. The transcript is spliced from 2 exons.
AUGACCGACCUCCCCUACGACUACACAAGUUGGCAAUUCCUCGAUGGGAUCGGACAAGCAUCGCCGUUGCAACAGGAACUACAGACCGAGGAAGCCUUGAGCCUUGCCUUUGAGUUGUCUUCUCAUGGUCGCGGCGAGAGCGACUUUGCGUUGCUCAGCUCGGAUAAUUGUCUGCCUUACGGGCAAACUUCGGCAAAGGCAGCAACAGCAGCAGCAACAGGGAUUAUGCACGCGCAACCGCAUUCACCGCCAAUUGAGAUGGGAAUGGGAAUGGGAAUGGGAAUGGGAAUGGAUAUGGAGAUGGAGAUGGAGAUGUUUGCUCAGGGCAUGGAAUUCAUUUCAGUACCUCCCUUCCCCGAUCUCACUCUCGGCCACGGGAAAAAGACCCCCGACGAUCUAUCCCUCCUCCGCUCCACAUCCCACGACGCAACACAACGAGCGUUGUUUAUGACUCCAUCCGGCAUCACCUCCCCUUCUUCAUCCUCAUUUUCAUCAACAUCGUCCUCGUCAAACCGGAACUCCUCCUCCCCAUCGCUAGAUCCCUGCACCCCCAGCACAACAAGUUCUACAAGCAAGGAAGACGAAGACUGCGACUGGGACUGCGACCGCGACCUGGAUCCCUCGCUCGGCAUGGGCAUGGGCAUGGGCCUGGGCAUGGGCCUGGGCAUGGGCCUGGGCAUGCAUUUCUACAAAUUGCCCGAUAGGCUCGACUCCUUCCCCCGCCCGCCCCGCCUGCAUCGUCCUCACCACCACACUACUCAACCUUACACCCACCGGGUAAACCACCGCGCCAGCGCCGCAGACGAGGAAGAUGCACUAACGCCCCUUGAAAUGCCCGACGGCAGUACCCGCUUCACGGCGAAUUGGCUGCCUGUCGAUCCGACGGGUGGAUUUACCAUUGAUUCACCUGUGUCAGCUUCUGCAUCUGCGAUGGAUUUCGGGUAUCCGUAUGGACAUGGAUACAGCCAGCAAGAUCGUGCGUACGGGUAUGGUUACGCAGAUGGAGACCUCUCGAUGGAAUUCAGCAAGGAGGCGUUUAUUCAGAUGCCUGCCCCGGCGCCGGUGUGA